Mobula hypostoma (lesser devil ray) is the source of this 2036-nucleotide messenger RNA. It is a transcript of the gene tcp1, whose product is annotated as t-complex 1. Lineage: Eukaryota; Metazoa; Chordata; Chondrichthyes; Myliobatiformes; Myliobatidae. Gene Ontology annotation, molecular function: ATP binding; ATP hydrolysis activity; ATP-dependent protein folding chaperone. Bases 77 to 1756 code for a protein of 559 amino acids. Gene Ontology annotation, cellular component: chaperonin-containing T-complex. The transcript has 12 exons. Gene Ontology annotation, biological process: protein folding. The record is from RefSeq and is a predicted model, not a curated record.
GAAUUGACGAGCAGAGGCGACGCAGCGGUUACCCAGAGUGCCCCACGCGCUGCCCGCCCUUCCGCCGCGCUCGAAGAUGGCUGCCAUGGAGGGUGCGCUGAAUGUGUUGGGCCAGCGGUCGUCGGGAGACUCGGUCCGGACACAGAACGUGAUGGCAGCAGCCUCCAUUGCCAAUAUUGUGAAAAGCUCCUUGGGACCAGUUGGUCUGGAUAAAAUGUUGGUGGAUGAUAUUGGCGAUGUCACCAUCACUAAUGAUGGGGCUACAAUUCUCAAGAUGCUUGAAGUAGAGCAUCCAGCUGCCAAGGUAUUAUGUGAAUUAGCAGAUCUUCAAGACAACGAAGUAGGAGAUGGUACAACAUCGGUGGUUAUUAUUGCUGCAGAGCUUUUGAAGGGUGCAGAUGAAUUGGUCAAACAGAAAAUUCAUCCAACAUCAAUCAUUGGUGGUUAUCGUCUUGCUUGCAAGGAGGCUGUCCGUUAUAUUCAGGAAAAUCUGACUGUUAAUACAGAUGAGCUGGGCAGAGAGUGUCUCGUCAAUGCUGCUAAAACAUCAAUGUCAUCGAAGAUAAUUGGCGUUGAUGCAGACUUCUUUGCCAACAUGGUGGUAGAUGCUGUUCAUGCUGUAAAAUUCACUGAUGCCAAAGGACAGGCCCGAUAUCCGAUCAAAGCUAUUAAUGUGCUAAAGGCACACGGACGUAGUCAAAGAGAGAGUAUUUUGGUGAAUGGAUAUGCACUUAAUGCUACAGUUGGUUCACAAGGAAUGACCAAACGAAUUGUCAAUGCUAAGAUUGCAUGCUUGGACUUCAGUCUGCAGAAGACAAAAAUGAAGCUGGGCGUUCAAGUUGUCAUCUCUGACCCUGAAAAACUGGACCAAAUCCGACAGAGAGAGUCUGAUAUCACAAAAGAACGAAUCCAGAAAAUCUUGGCCACAGGUGCCAAUGUCAUUCUGACCACUGGUGGCAUAGAUGAUAUGUGUCUAAAAUAUUUUUUGGAUGUUGGGGCUAUGGCAGUGCGCCGAUGUCUGAAGAGAGAUUUAAAGAGAAUUGCAAAAGCAAGUGGAGCUACAAUGUGUUCAACACUGACAAACCUGGAAGGAGAGGAGACAUUUGAAGCUUCCAUGUUAGGCCAGGCUGAAGAAGUGGUUCAAGAAAGAAUAUGUGAUGAUGAACUAAUUCUUAUUAAGAACACAAAGAGUCGUACUUCUGCUUCCAUUAUCUUGCGUGGAGCAAAUGAUUUCAUGUGUGACGAGAUGGAGCGCUCCCUCCAUGAUGCACUCUGUGUGGUGAAGAGAGUUCUCGAGUCCAAGUCGAUAGUACCAGGAGGUGGUGCAGUGGAAGCUGCACUGUCCAUCUAUUUGGAGAACUAUGCAACUAGUUUGGGAUCACGUGAGCAACUUGCAAUUGCUGAAUUUGCUCGGGCUUUGUUGGUCAUUCCAAAGACGCUGGCAGUAAAUGCAGCUCAAGAUUCAACGGAUUUAGUAGCCAAAUUGCGUGCAUUCCACAAUGAAGCCCAGGUAAAUCCUGAGCGCAAGAAAUUGAAAUGGAUUGGCCUUGAUUUAGUGAAUGGUAAACCAAGAGACAACAAGCAAGCUGGAGUAUUUGAGCCAACUCUAGUGAAAACUAAGAGUUUGAAGUUUGCAACAGAAGCCGCUAUUACCAUCCUUCGCAUUGACGAUCUUAUCAAACUUUAUCCAGAGGAGAAGCAGGACAAAGGAAAGAGUUACCAUGAUGCAGUUCAGAGUGGAGAACUGGAGGGUUAAAGCAACAAUAGAUGUAGCCGCAGUAUUUGUCAUACACUAUUUGUACUUUAGUAUGUUAGCAAAAUGCAACGUUAAAUAUUCCUUUAUCUAUUGUUCAUGUUACUGUGGCGCAUAUAGUGAAUAUUCAAGUCCCAUCUAGUGUGUAAAAGGAAUAAGGUGAAAAUCCCCAUCCUGUCCAGGCAGUUCCAGACUCCAGCGACUGGCAGGAGGAGUGUCGCGGCUUCUCUGAGCUGUUGAAAACUGUUUGUCUUCAAUAAAAGUUUGAAGUGAAAGGAUAGAA